CGACACACACCAACCCACGGGGGCGCUGCAAGCCCCUGAAACGAGGAGAAGCCCCGUCCAUUCAUUGGAAUUUUGUCCCUCUUCGCUUUCCCUACUCACUCGCCGAAAAAAGUUUUUAUGCGUGAAGACAACCUGCUGAGUCAAAAUGAUCCGUUCUAAAAGAUGACAGCACAGAUGUUAGUGGAUUAGACAUGGACAUGGUGUCCCCGCGGACCAGCAGGGACACAUCGGAGAAACAUGUGCCUGUAAUACGCCUGGAGGAAGAUGCUGAACUCAGGGAAAUUUAUAAAUUUGGAAGGAAAUUGGGUCAGGGUAGCUUUGGAGUUGUUUAUGAAGCCACCCACAUUGAGACACAGACAAACUGGGCUAUUAAGGAGGUUUGCAGACCAGCGGCAGGAAGUUCAAAAGUCAAGAUGCUGGCGCACGAAAUCGAGAUUCUCAAACAAAUGAAUCAUGCUCACAUAAUCCAUCUGCAGGAAGUCUACGAAACGCCGAGGAUGAUUUAUUUGGUUACUGAGCUGUGCGCUGGAGGUGAACUGACGCAGCUGUUGAAAAGGAAAAAGUUCUUCACGGAGGACGAGACAAGGCACAUCAUCUGUAGUUUAGCUGAUGCCGUUGCUUAUCUUCACAAGAGAGACAUCAUGCACCGGGACCUGAAACUUGAGAACAUCCUUGUGAAAAAUUCUCCUGAUGAGGACGAUAAUGACAGGAUUAAUAUCAAGGUGACAGACUUUGGAUUAGCGGUGCAGACGAGCGGUGUAGGGAUUGAGAACAUAAUGACGGAGGCCUGUGGGACUCUUAUCUAUAUGGCACCUGAAAUGAUGACCGGCUGUGGUUACACCCAGUGGUGUGACAUGUGGAGCAUAGGAGUGGUUAUGUAUAUGCUGCUGAGCGGGGAGCCUCCGUUUGUGUCAAAAACAAAGGCAAACCUACUUGAGAAGAUCACAAACCAAGAAGUCACAUUUACUCAGCCCAUCUGGGCCACAGUCAGUGAUGCAGCAAAGAAUCUGCUGACCUGCCUCCUGAAGGUGGACCCUGCCUACCGCAUGUCUGCUAGUCAGAUCCUAGAGAACCCAUGGAUUACUGGUGACACUAAUGGGCCUGCUAUACCGUCCAACGUCCUGGAUAUGAUGCAUGACCACGCACAACAGGAAGAAGAAACACAGACCCAGAGGGACUCGUCCCUCACCUCCUCAGAGGCCACUCAGGACCUGCCACCGGUCCCCAGGGCAGCUCCAACAGAGACCGACAGUAUCUGCAGGAACCCUGAGAACAACAGCUUCUGCACACGCUCCUCAUCCAAGACGACUAAAGACAGCGGUGGCAGCCUCCAGCAGGACAAGCGUAAAAAUGGCUCUGAAACAUCAGGACUGCCUCCACCCACCACCACACAGCCUCAUGCUGGUGUGAAACCCACUGCACAGUCGAGUGUGAAGCAGCGGAGGCCUCAGGACAAGAAGGAGCUCAGCCAGGGACAGAAACCAGCGUCUGACCUGAGUAAGGCAGACGACCACAAACCUUCCAACUACAGCAAAAAUAGGACUGGACCCCGCAAACCACCAGCCAGCUCUAAGACUAAUAACCACUCAGAAUAAAACUACAAAAACGAGCCAUUUCACAAGAUUAGCAGUGGGAGAGAGAGAGAGAGAGAGAACGAGCAUACAAGAGAGAAACACUAGAGGUGGACUCAGUUCGAUGUGGCCUUUUUAAAUGUAAUUCUGGUUAUUUGAUGUAAUUCUGUGAGUUGGCAGUGAUGUGAAUGUAACCACUGUGAAUGCAGUGUCAAAUACACAGGUGUGAAAAUAACUCAAAGAGUCAAAGACCACUGCAGCUGAGAGUCCAGCCUCAGCAGAGACUCGUGCCAAAGGAAAGGAUCCUGGUCUGAGGUGUUCUCCCAAAACUACUGGACAAAUACUUACUGUAACACAGCCAACUGUCUGAGCAUGCCAAGCAGCCCAAACACACACACACACACACACACACACUUUUUUAUAGUGGCCUGCAAACAGAGAGACUGAACGAGUUUGUUAGAUACAGCUGGUGGCAUCUGACUGAGAGCUUCUAUUAUAAAACACAGUGAGUCAAGUAAAGAGAGUCACCCACACAGCGCAGCUCAUUCCUUAAUAAAACUGUUAUUAGUCAUUUACUUACUACCAGCAACACAUCCUCUCAUUAUUAAUGUCACCUCCUUAUUUAAAUACACCCUGAAUGUAUGCUUUUCCUAUAUAGAAAGUAAUUUAAUCUGUACAAAGUGAAGUGAGUUCAUUUAAAACACUGGGGAAAAUAAUUAUUGACCAGAGAGGUAAAAAGGAUGUGAAUAAUAUGGUCAGAGAAUAUUUUCAACAUCCAAACAGACAUAUUGGUAAAAACUGUUGAACAAAUUAAUUCCCUGAAAUUAGCAUUUGUCAGAAAAUGUGUGAUUACAACUUGAAGGCGUCUCUACAUCAGUAAAUUGUAAGAAACGUGCCAAAUAUCAUAAAACACACAACUGUUUGCAUAUUUAUUUUUUUAUAAAAUUACAGAAUGUUUUGUAUUGUCUUAUAAUUACAGAGAACAAGGAGGAGAUUGUAGUGGAUGUCAUCUCACAACAAACAACCAAAAGUGAGCAUCAGGGAUUUUCUUUUUUUCUGUCCUGACCUCUCAAUUCAAAAAAACGGCCUAUAUGCAGUGACUGCACCCACUCAGUGUCAAAACAGAAAAACUGUCACACAGGCUGGUUACGCUCCAUCUGAAUGCAGAGGAUUGGGACUGAGGGCAGCCACGGGUCUAAUCUCGUUUGGAGGCCAUUGAAAGCAGUAGGAGCUACUUUGAGGGCACUGCCAUUCAAACACAGGUUUUUCCGCUGUAGAGAGAAUAAUCCCCAGCAUAGAUACAACAUUAAAGUAGCCAAGCAUAACACACAGAGGCUGAAUUUCAAAUUCACCCAUUUGCAUCUUGAAGUGAAUGAGUGCCAACAAUGGGGCCCUGUGUUCAUACACGGGCUCUGUGUUUUAGUGUGUGUGUUUAUUGAGGCCGUGGUGUUUCUACAUUUCAAGGAAGAGUUUUACAGUAAAGUGUGGACACAGGAUGUUUACCUGCAUCGCACUCUGUCCAGGUAGAUGUACUGUGUCUUAACAUCAUGAACAGAUCUGUGUCUGUGAGAAUGAACAAAUGACAUGUGAAUUGUCUUUGAUUCAAGCUGCUUGCCAAAAAGACUGCAACAUUACUGCAACGUUAUUGACACAGUGUGUUGCCUUUGGUUCACUCAGACUGCUAUAAACAGCAGAUGGAGCUGUAGUAAGUUGCUGAAUUCAUUUCCUGGAGUUAAUCUGACAGGAGAGUGCUACCCUUAAAGCUUCCUACCUAGGUUUGUGCAUGAAGACGUGUAAUUAGAAUUGAUUGCUUGAGUCACUGCCCAUUAAAACUGUGAUGUCCAUGUAAUGCGUCACUAAUUAAUAUGUUGAAUGGUUAUGUCUUGAUGGUCCAUUCAAACUAAAUAAAUGGUUACGACAUG
This is a messenger RNA of Lates calcarifer (barramundi perch), 3493 nucleotides long. RefSeq names its product serine/threonine kinase 33 (gene stk33). NCBI's taxonomy places the organism in Eukaryota, Metazoa, Chordata, Actinopteri, Centropomidae. The record is from RefSeq and is a predicted model, not a curated record. Gene Ontology annotation, biological process: protein phosphorylation. Gene Ontology annotation, molecular function: protein kinase activity; ATP binding.